AGCAACUCUUGUGGUGGAAGCUAAAUCUAUAAAACCCCAGAUUUCUCCCACCGUUCUUGACGGUAGAAACCAUCAUUCUCCAUCACAUCCCCAGAUUCCAUAUCCACCAUCAAACACAAUAGCUCGACCGACGAGUCAUUACUUGAUCUCUCUCUGUUUACACUCAUAAACUACAAUCUCUCUGCGUUCUUCUGAGCGCGUGCCUGAGCAGGACUUACCAACAUCACCUUUACAACGCUCAAAAUGUCUUCACAACAGACUCAGUUCUUCAAGGAGUCCCUCGCGGCUCAAGAGAUCCUCUCUGCUAAGCAGGAGAUCGACUCUCCCCUCGAGUCUCCCGAUUCCAUCCCCAGCUCUCCUGAGCUUGCCUCCUCCAGCUCCAGCGACAGCAUCGCGAGCCUCGGAACUCCCGCCUCUCCCCUUUCCCCUCCUGUCGACAAGCCCGUGGCCGACUCCUUCGUGUUCGCCUUUGACAUUGAUGGCGUCCUCGUUCGUGGCGGACGAGCUAUCCCCGAGGCUAUUCAGGCCAUGAAGGUCCUGAACGGCGAGAACGAGUACGGUGUUCAAGUACCUCACAUCUUCCUCACCAACGGUGGUGGCAAGACCGAAGAGGAGCGAUGCGGCGACCUCUCUGGCCAGCUCAAGUGCGAUAUCAAGCCCGGCCAGUUCAUCUGCGGCCACACCCCCAUGCGGGAGAUGGCUGAGAAGUACGGCACUGUCCUCGUCGUCGGUGGUGAGGGCGAGAAGUGCCGUCACGUUGCUGAGGGCUACGGCUUCAAGGACGUUGUCACCCCUGGCGACAUCAUCAAGCACAACUCUGCUACCACUCCCUUCCGCAAGCUCACCCCUGAGGAGCAUGCCAACUCCCGUGAGCGUGAUUUCACUGAUGUUGUCAUUGACGCCGUCUUUGUCUUUGCCGACUCUCGCGACUGGGCUGGCGAUAUCCAGAUCAUGCUUGAUCUCGCCAUGUCCAAGGGUGGCCGUCUCGGAACCCGCAGCGAGACCUUUGACGAGGGUCCCCCCUUCUACUUCUCCCACAACGACGUUGUCUGGUCCGCCGCCCACGAGCACGUCCGUCUCGGCAUGGGUGCUCUCCGCCGCAUGUUCGAGGUCACCUUCAAGGACCUCACUGGCGGUAACGGCCUCCUGCACACCCACGCCUUUGGCAAGCCCCAGGUUUCGACCUUUGAGUUUGCUUCCCGCCUGAUGGGCCAGUGGCGAAACACCGAGCACGGCCUCGUUGCUCCUCCCGAGACUGUCUACUUUGUCGGUGACACUCCCGAGAGUGACAUCCGCGGUACCAACGCUGUCAACGAGAAGGCCGACAACGACUGGUACAGCAUCCUCGUCAAGACUGGUGUCUACGAGGAGGGUACCGAGCCUGCCUACAAGCCCCGCGUCACCGUCGACAACGUCCUUGACGCCGUGAACCACGGUAUCAAGCGUGAGAUGGAGAAGAAGAAGGCCAUGGGCGCUUCCAUCAAGUCCAACCUCCUGGCUGAGGCCACUGGCGCCACUGAGAUCGCCGUGGACAUGGACGGCAUCACCAUCUAAGCCGCUGCUUUUCCAGAGCGUAUCUUCUUCACAAUCAUUCGACAAUUUGGGACAUCUUUACAGUUGCGUUUAGGGGUUUGGAAAUUUUCCUUUGUCACAGCCAUGCGAAAUGACGCCUUCUUUUUAUCUGUACACAACCAUCUGCAUUCACGACACUCUGCAGAUGGCAUCAGCGACACGCACUUUUGAACAGAAGAAGCAUAGACACAUCGUCCGGGAUAGAUUGCUAUGUUGUUUCUAGAUUGAAAGGCUUUUUCUUUUGGGCCUUUUUAGCUAGCUUCUCAUGAUGCACCACCUCACCCUCUUAUACCCUGAUGAGCAUCACAUCAAUUCAGAUAGAAUACAGCAAAAAGAUAGAACGAGAAAGCAGAAGCUUCUUACUUCAAUUAUUGGUUCAUGACUGCG
Fusarium vanettenii 77-13-4 is the source of this 1959-nucleotide messenger RNA. RefSeq lists its product as uncharacterized. Gene Ontology annotation, biological process: glycerophospholipid biosynthetic process. NCBI's taxonomy places the organism in Eukaryota, Fungi, Ascomycota, Sordariomycetes, Hypocreales, Nectriaceae. Gene Ontology annotation, cellular component: mitochondrion. The transcript has 2 exons. The record is from RefSeq and is a predicted model, not a curated record. The coding region runs from base 244 to 1554 and encodes 436 amino acids.